Molecule: messenger RNA, 360 nt
Organism: Dentiscutata erythropus
Lineage: Eukaryota; Fungi; Glomeromycota; Glomeromycetes; Diversisporales; Gigasporaceae
Source: the annotation of a GenBank genome assembly
UGGAUUGAUUGGCAUCCAAAAGGUGCAAUUAUUUUGGCAGGUGCUAAUGAUGGAACGAUAUGGAUGUGGCAAAUUCCAUCUGGUAAUUGUAUGAGUGUAUUUUCAGGCCAUGCAGGAUCAGUUACAGUAGGACAAUUUACACCAGAUGGUAAAAAGAUUGUUUCUGGUUCAAAUGAUCGUUCAUUAAUAUUAUGGGAUCCAAAAACUGCUUCUUCAAUAUUAAAAAUUUCUGGUGGAGAAGAUUUCAGAUUUCAUCAAUCAGAUAUUACUUCAUUGGCUGUUAACAAAGAAAGUAAUUUGGUUCUUACAGGAUCUUUAGAUUGUUCUUCUAAAUUGGUUAAUUUAAAUAGUGGUGGAAUG